CCGGGCGCGGGAUGUGGGCUCCGGGCGGCCCGCCGGGGCCCCCGGGCUGGGACCGCCGCAGGGUGGGCGCCAGGCUGCGCGCGGCGCUGGCGGGGCUGCACGAGCUGCAGGGGCUGCGCGCCCGGCAGCAGGCGCGCGUGUGGGGCGCCCUGGCCGCGCCGCCCCCGCCCGCGCCCGCCGCGCGCCCCCGGAGCGGCCCCCGCGCCCAGGAGCGGCGGCUGGAGGCGGCGCUGGCGGCGCUGCAGGAGCAGCUGAACCAUUUGAGAUGCCAGGACGUCGGCCUGAAAAGCCACCUGGACCAGCUGGACCAGCAGAUCAGCAAGCUGCAGCUGGACAUGCACAGGACCUCCAGCGAGGCCCCGGACAGCGACAGCAGGCCCAGCUCAGGCUUCUACGAGCUGAGUGACGGCAGCUCCUGCUCCCUGUCCGCCUCCUGCACGUCCGUGCGCGGUGCCUGCGUGUCCUCCUCUCUGGGCCCUGUGCUGCCCGGCGCGGGGGACUGCCGGCCCCGGUCGGCCGACGAGACCGCCGUGUGCGGGGUCCCCCUGCCUGCGUGGGGCCCCCAGGCCAGCGAGGAGGGUGCAGGCCGGCGGCUGCAGGGCGAGUCCCGGCCCAGACCGGUGUCCACAGGUGACCUUGAAAGAGUCCUGCCGGCUGAGGUGGGACUCCGGAAAGCCGGGGCCCGCCCCGAGGCCACGUCCUUCCUCUGCCACGGCAUGGACCCCAAGUACCAGUGCGACCUGGUGUCCGAGGGGGGCAAGGAGGUGUACGCGUACCCCAGCCCCCUGCACGCUGUGGCUUUGCAGAGCCCCCUCUUUGCUCUGACCAAGCAGGCGCCGCGGAGCGACGGCCUCUCACCUCCGCGUCAGCCCCUCCCCGGCCCCGCAGGUCCGCGCGCCCCCCGGCCUGGACGGGUCCUGGAGGCCGGCCCCGCCAGAGCCUACAUAGAGAGGCUGCUGCGACUGCGGGGCCGAGGGCCACCCCCAGGGGCCGGUGUGUGUGCACAGGGAGCCCUGGGACGGGAGGCGUCCGCAUCCCCGCAGGAGCUCGGUGGCCGGAGCGAGGACAGGGGAGGCGGCCUGGAGAAGCCGGUCUGCGCCCCAGGGAGGCCAGAAGGGGGAGGGGUGGCCCAGAGCGGGGCCGCCCGUGGGGACAGCCUCGAAGAGCCCGGGCCCGCGCCCCCCGUGGGCACCCUGCACCCCCGCCACCGUCCGGAGGAGGGAUGCAGACCCGUGCACAGCGGCGUCCACGGGGAGCCCCUUCCAGGCUCCCCUCGGCUGGGGUGUGGCCGGGCCCCCUCUCUCCGCUCCCCGGCUCAGCAGCCGGCUCUGGACGGCUGGAUGGGCGAAGGCAGGUGGCCUGGUGGGCGCCCCGCUCCGGCCCCCAGACUCUGUGUCCACCCCCACCUUGCUGGCAGCGGAGCGUCCCCCCUGGGGCCCCCCAAGACCAAGCCUGUGAAGAUCAAGAGCGGGGCGAGUGACAAGGCGCCGAGGUUUGGGCGGCCGCAGCUGCCGUGGGGCGUCCUCGCGGCCGCCCGGCUGGCCCCUGACUCGGGAGGUGGUCUCAGGAGGCUCGCCCUGGCCAGGGAGGCACCCGGCCGGUCCUGCUCCGAGUCCAGCCUCUGCCCCGUGUCCUUCUUCGUCCCCCUGCUGGUGGCCCGACGGGAGGGUCACCGGGCAUCGGCCCAGGCCUUGUUCCCCGUGGAGGCGGCCCCACGGGCGGCGGGCGGGGAGGCCCGGAGGAGGCAGCGCAGGUGGCAGUCCUCCGUGGAGAUCUCAGCCCGUGCCCGCCCGGACCCCAGCCUGGGGUCGCACCGGCCAGCGGCCCGCAGAGGGGGUGGCCCGCGGCCCGUGUGCGCCAGGCCGAGGCCCAGGCUGCCCCGCCAGGACGCCCGGGCCAGGAGCGAGUCGGACGGCUCGGAGCACUCGGCCGAGUGCGCGUCCCUCUUUCACUCCACGGUCGCGGAGAGCAGCGGGGACGAGGCCAGCGACCACACCGCCAACCGCUUCGGGGACGGGGAGUCCAGCAGCAGCGACUCGGAGGGCGGUGGCCAGGGCGGCGGGGGCUCCGGCCCGCGGGCCCCGGCUGGCUCCAGGCCCCCUCUGCCGCCGGUGCCCAGGCUCUGCCGCAUCAAGGCCUCCAGGGCCCUGAAGAAGAAGAUCCGCAGGUUCCAGCCGGCCACCCUGAAGGUCAUGACCAUGGUGUGAGGCUGCCGGGCGGCAGCUGGGCCCGUGCAGGCCCAGGCGCCACGGACACAAAGGGGCCUUUCGUGGCCAAGGGUGGGUCCAGGCUUGCACACUGUUAGAUGUGCAGGUCUGUGUCCUCUGGACACCUGGCUUUGUCCCCGAAGCCACCCUUUGAAAGGGGUCCCCUCAGAGGAGAUGAUGGGCCCAUCGCUGGGUUAUGCUGUGACUCUGGGGGGGCCGCCCCACCCCGGCCCUGGUGGAGACCUUCACCCAGAACUCUGGGAGUGCAGAUUAGACAGGCCCCGGCCCUCGGGUCCUGUGCCGUGAGCCCCGUGGUCACGUCCCUCCGUCCUGUCCCCCUUGAGCUGGGCAGUCGCUGUACCCGAGCCUGUUGAACCCUUUCUCCCCAAAAGCAUCCCCUUUAAGAAGUGGCUGCAGGACUGUGCUCUGGAGACUGGGUUGGAAUAUGAAUCACAGGCCAGACCCUGGAGGUGAAUGAACACACAAUAAGCCACUGUCCGCAAGCGAGUCUUUCCCUUUCAGCCCCCCUCCCCUCGGGAACGUAGCAGGUGCUCAGCAAGCCCUGGUCCUUCGACGCCUGCGGACACUCUCACCCAAGGUGGAAACGUGCGUGUCACGUGCAUAGCCUCCGUGCCCUUCCCAACACACGUAAACUGAGCAUAAAAGUGUUCUUGAAAAGAAA
Molecule: messenger RNA, 2889 nt
Organism: Hippopotamus amphibius kiboko
Lineage: Eukaryota; Metazoa; Chordata; Mammalia; Artiodactyla; Hippopotamidae
Gene: DACT2
Product: dishevelled binding antagonist of beta catenin 2
Exons: 4
Coding region: 12-2207 (731 amino acids)
Biological process (GO): negative regulation of nodal signaling pathway
Cellular component (GO): cytoplasm
Source: RefSeq, a predicted model, not a curated record